Molecule: messenger RNA, 2266 nt
Organism: Wyeomyia smithii (pitcher-plant mosquito)
Lineage: Eukaryota; Metazoa; Arthropoda; Insecta; Diptera; Culicidae
Product: zinc finger protein 41-like
Exons: 6
Coding region: 103-2217 (704 amino acids)
Biological process (GO): regulation of DNA-templated transcription
Cellular component (GO): nucleus
Molecular function (GO): zinc ion binding; RNA polymerase II cis-regulatory region sequence-specific DNA binding; DNA-binding transcription factor activity, RNA polymerase II-specific
Source: RefSeq, a predicted model, not a curated record
CACCAUGCUAUGUUUGUAAAUAAAAGCAUCGUAAUUAUUCUACAGUGAAAUUUAUAACUCCCUUAUACUGUUUGGGUUGGUUUCUAUUGUAAAUCAAUUGCAAUGGGAUCGGUUUCAGUUUACCCGGAUGAAACUAAACGCCCUCGUUGCAGACUGUGCUUCCAUGCUGGUGAAAACAAACAACUCAUAGAGGUUUUCACUAAAAAUCAAGACAUAUCGAAACGAGUUAUGAGUGCAUUAGGAGUGAAGAUCAACCGGAGCGAGAAGCACGCUAGAAUAUGUACCGUUUGCGAGACACUCGUUGAUAUAAUUCAGAGUUUCCAAGCGGUCUGUAAGCAAACCAAUCAGCUGCAUCACGAACGAAAAGACUUUUUGCUGUAUGAUUCGUUUUGGAACGCACGAGAGCAGGAUGCCGUAAAAGUAACAGAAAAAAUUAUUUUAACGCACCGCUCAGAGGUGGACAAAACAUUCAGUGGUACAAUUAUUGUUCCAAGAACGGUAAAUGAUGAGCUUGAAAGACCGGCCCAUCAAUCUCAAAUAUUAGUGGAGGGAAUAGCUCACACUAAGAUGAUCAAAGAAAGGGUGGAGGAAACACAGGUGGAAAAUGUGCCUAAUGAAAGGCUCAAAACGGAAAUGGUUUUUUGCGAAUCUUUGAUAAAGGAUGAACCCCCAGAUGCGAAUGUUGCUAAUGCAGAUUUUCAUCCUGAACUGGAAGAAGCAUCAGCUAGUGGUGAUGAAUUUUUUGGAGACGAUAACAAUGCAAAUAGUGAUUCUGGGUCGAAUAGUUCCGAAUCUGCAUCUUCAACGAUACGUGAUACUGCCAAUUGCAAAAAGAGGCAAACACAAAAAUCUUCUGAGUCACCACAUGAUAAAUGUACUCGUCUCACUGAAGAACCGGAAAAAAGCAACAAAAAUUCAACUCAAAGACGAGCAAGUAAAAGAAACAUCAAUCAAGAAGUGUCAACUCCGUCAGAUGACGAACGAGAGCCGAAAAUUCCCGGUAAACGGGGACCACGCCGUAAAAAGGUUAGAAAAUCGGACCCCAGCGUAUGUGACAUUUGUGGCGAAACUGUGGCUCACUUUGUCAAGGAAUCCCAUCGAAACCAGCAUCUUGGUGUUCGCCCGUACAAAUGUAACUAUGACGGUUGUGGUCGGUCCUAUUUUUCGCAGAAUGAUCUGCGCACUCACAGCAAGCGACAUCAAAUCACGUACCACGUUUGCGAAAUAUGUGGUAGAAACAUAAAGGGGGUCGAAUGGUUCCGACGACAUGUUAAAACUCACACCGAAGGACCACAGUUUACUUGCGAAGUGUGCGGAAGCAAAUUUCGCAGAAAAGCCCAAUUGCAGACACAUAUGGUUACUCAUACGGGUAUUACACCCCAUGAGUGUGACAUUUGCGGGAAAAGGUUUGCUCUUAAGUACAACCUGGAUGCCCAUGUUAAACGUCACCAGAAAAGAGAUGAUAAUGAGAAGGGAUCCGAAGGAAAAAAUGCAACAGAAAAACGCACGUGGAAAUAUUAUGUAAAGUCUGAUAACUCUGGCAAGAAACAUCACGUAACAUGUGAAACAUGUGGCAAAUUAGUUCAUAAGCGUGAAAUCGAGGGACACGUAAACAAGCAUUUGGGCCGCCGCCCAUACUCUUGUGAUGAGUCGGGUUGUACGCUUGCUUUCUACGGUUUGCGGGGAAUCAAAGAGCAUAAGAUGGUGGUUCACUCAGACAAAAUUCUUCGUUAUGAGUGCAGUAUUUGCAAUAGGUCCAUUAAAGGGGCUGGUACAUUUAAGCGGCAUGUGAUGAUGCACAACUCCGACAUGAAAGUUGAAUGCCAACACUGUGGGAAAAAAUUUACUUCUAAAAGUUAUCUAAAAGCUCACGAGCAGAAACAUUCAGGCGAGCGGCCAUACGUUUGCGAAAUAUGCGGACGAUCGUUUGCCAUGAAACCAUGCUGGAAAAUGCACAUGAAGACUGUCCACAACGAGAACAGACGUGAACCGAUGCGAGUUCGUAGACGCGAAAAGGAGGAACAAAAACGACGAACGGGAUCGGUGGGUAGUGAGUUGCUACCAACUGAACUGCUUCCUUCGGCAGUAGACAUUCCGGUUAGCUCGCAGAGUGCCAACCAGCUUCAGUAUCGGCAUACAAUAUUGAUUUCAUCACAUGUGCCAGAAACGCAAAACUUUCCAUCGACUGAUCCGGUAAGAACUGAUUAUUCCUAUUAGAAUGUAUGUUUCCUGAUAUUAAGGUCCACUGUAAGACCAUUUUACUGUA